AUGAAGGCUCACAAGUUGCUACUAGGCAUAGCAAUUGUUGCCGGUAGCUUAUUGCAGAUCAUUUCUCCCAGAAAGCAUGGAUGGGUUGGCUUCUCGUGGGGAGGUACUAUGCCAUACGUUCCGCUGACUCUCGGAUGGGUCAACAAUGCCUCUAACACGGCCAUCUACUCGUCAAGAAUGGCCUUCGGCCUGAGUUUACCGCAAGCGUUCGAUGGAGCGGAAUAUUCUUACGUCAAGGGCACAGGCUACAACGAGACACACUGGACACUCAACGUACGGUGUAGAGGCUGCUCGCAAUGGCGCAAUGUCGACGGAGACCUCGUCUCAAUCGAUCCGUUAGCGCCAGCCCAAAAGUUCGCGUAUGGGUUAUCCAGUAAAGCACCGGCGCAACCUGCAAAUAAUAGAUCGACGUUCAACGUUCACAGUUCAUUCGGCAACUACAAGAUCGACCUCAGCCAAGGCCAGAAUGCAAACUUCGACAAAAUUGUAGCUGCAAAUCUUGUCGGUGGCGUUCCGCCAUCUUCAAGCAGUGCUUCCAUUCCAAGCGCAACCAUCAGUAUUCGACCAACGACAAUAAGCACAAGCUCGGCAUCAUCAGCCUCUCCACAACCCAUACAGACUGGUGUGCCGCUGGUAUGUGCGGGUGUACCAGCACUCGCUUUCUCAGUCAAUACUACGAAGGGAUGGAGGGCUACCAAAAUUGCAGGUGGCUUGACGCAGCCCCGAGGUCUACUCUUUGACACCGCCGGCAAUUUACUCGUGGUCCAGAAUGGCCUCGGAAUAUCAGUGCAUAAGAUUGGACCAGAUGGAUGCUUCGCAGUAUCAAAGACAUUGGUUACUCAACGGAAUCUCAAUCAUGGAAUCGCACUAAGCGAAGACGGUAAAACUCUGUUCGCAAGCUCAGCAACUUCUGUAUUUACUUGGAGCUAUGAUUCAGAAACCAUGAUAGUAUCUGAGACAUCAAGAACGGUAGUAUCUGGUAUGGGCAGCAGAGGCCAUGUUACAAGGACCCUUGCGAUCCCACCAAAGCACCCCAAUCUACUCAUCGUCUCGCAUGGCUCCGAUGACAACUUCGAUUAUGGUUCAGCGGACAUCAUGACUGCCCGCUCGUGCGUCAAGGUCUUCGAUAUGACAAAAACGCCUGUUGACGGUUUUAAUUACGUCACUGAAGGGUAUCAAAUGGGAUACGGUCUGCGUAACGAAGUUGGUUUGGCUUUCGACGGUAAUGGAAUGCUCUGGGGCGUGGAAAAUUCUGCCGAUGAGCUGCACCGCACCAUUGGAGGCAUAGCUGUCGACAUACAUUCUGAUAAUCCAGCUGACGAACUUAACUACUUGGGCGAUCCGUCCACGGUAAAUACGGACUGGUACGGAUAUCCUACGUGUUAUACUGUAGCAAAACCAGAGGCCAUCACCGACCGCAUUUUCGCUGCAGGUGAUCAAUUCGUACUCGAACCUAACGCAACCUACACGGAUGAUACGUGCAAAACGAAGAGUGUGCCAGCGAAACUCGCACUUCCUGCACAUGUAGCGCCUCUUGAUGCUUCUUUCAACAAGAACUUUACAAGCAUGUAUAUCACCUUUCAUGGGUCGUGGAAUCGAGUUGAGCCGACUGGAUACAAAGUCGUCGAAGUUCCUUUCAUCAAAGACGCAAGCGGAUUUCGCCCCGUCGCCCCGCUGAACAGCACCAUGGGCUGGAAAGAUAUCUUCUGGAAUGCCAGACGUGGAACUUUGCUCAACAACUCAAUGCUUCCGGCCUGUUUCAAUUGCCAAAGACAAGUACGAGAGGAUGUACAUCACCAGUGA
This is a messenger RNA of Parastagonospora nodorum SN15, 1803 nucleotides long. RefSeq lists its product as hypothetical. The transcript has 4 exons. The coding region runs from base 1 to 1803 and encodes 600 amino acids. NCBI's taxonomy places the organism in Eukaryota, Fungi, Ascomycota, Dothideomycetes, Pleosporales, Phaeosphaeriaceae. The record is from RefSeq and is a predicted model, not a curated record.